AAAUUUUAUUCUGCAAAACAAAGAUUUCGAGCAAGACUCUUGUCAACAAAACAUUCCUCUCUUUGCUUACCAAAACAAUAAAGACCAAGUCCUUACUCCAUCUCUGGAUAGAUUUGGUUAAUAUUGCGCUGCAAAGGCAUCAAUUUUUCAGCAUAAACACAUCAGAAACAAAACUUUGUUAUUUCGGCCCCUGUGUUCCCUUUGUGGCCGCAAGCGGUAACCACUCGCUUCUUCAUCCACCUGCUACCACAUGUACUGCAGAGCCCUGAGCCAGUCGCUUCCUUUUGUCGUACCUGGCCUCUCCAAGCCAGUCGGUUGGGACUGUCAACAAGUCACAGCCUAGAUCAUCGCAGUAUUUCUAGCGAAAUAAAGAUAUCACUGAGUUCUCGGAGGAGUAGCUACUCUGUUACCGAACUUCUCUUGAGCUCAUCAACAUCUGCCCGACUAGUAAGAAUAUUCUCAACUUUAUCGACAUUCACUCAAAACAGAACAUUAUUUUCAUUCAAUGGCCCCUGGCUCUCAACUUUCCUAAUUUUCCAAGGAUCAGCUACUAGUCGAUAUCGACCUCCACGAUUACAUCGACACUCAAACCAGGUACCUAAUGCUUCUUGGCGGCGAAGAUAGCAAAUUAUGGAGCCUUUCAACGAGCAUGAGAAGCGACAGCUUCUCACCGAGAUAAUCAAGCACAGCCAAAUCGACAAUCACCAACUGUACAGAUUCAUUGGGGGCUCUAGUGUUGCACCCAACUGGUUUCACCUGGCCCUGCCAAAUGGCCGAACCCUAGCCCAGUGUCAGAUGACUCUCGCGACAAUGGGAAAAGAAGUGUCUGCGCAGGGGAUCAAGCGAAAAGCUCCCGGCGAUGGACCAAGCAAUGAAGCUGGUAACGGUGUUCAGACGCCCGGUUCUCAGGAGCCAGAGGUGCAAGCUCAAUCGGCCACAGUACAAAGUUCUCAUAUGAGCGUACAGCAUCAGUCAGCCAUGCCUAUGAACCAACAACAGUACCAGUAUCAGUCUGGGCCUCCACCUAAGAAGAAGGGCCGCCCAGCCUAUUCAGGUAGAAACGCAAUGGGCCAGCGACCUUUCAACCCUCGACUCCUUGCCCCCAUGCCUGGUCAACAAGUCGUACAGAAUGCACAGUCGUCUUUCCGGCCUAUUGCUCCGGCUCCUCAGCUGCAUUCUGGCACGGCCGCGGCUGUUGGGCCAGUUGUUACCAGUGGCAUGGAUCAGGGGCUUAUGUGUGCACCGGCUGCACAACAGCAGGGCAGAAUGAGACUUCCCACCGUCCGAGUGCGAAUGGCCAUGGAAGAGAUGGCUCGUCAGAGAGGUGACCAACAAGCCCUUAUGGCACUGAGCCGACUUCCUGGGCAAGCACCCAACCACUCUAGAUCAAACAGCGAAGUAGUCCCUGACACUUCGGAGCAGGAAGAAACCGAGAAAGAUCGAUCACGCUCUGUCGAGCCGAUUGAGACAAAGGACGAAACCAGCGCUGCUGAGGAUGAUACACCAGAACAAGCGGAGGGACAGAAGAAUGGCACCCCUGAGCAGAGCAAGGGUCUACGCCGCAGUCAACGCAAAGCUUGA
This is a messenger RNA of Fusarium graminearum PH-1, 1581 nucleotides long. RefSeq lists its product as uncharacterized. The record is from RefSeq and is a predicted model, not a curated record. The transcript is spliced from 5 exons. The coding region runs from base 631 to 1581 and encodes 316 amino acids. NCBI's taxonomy places the organism in Eukaryota, Fungi, Ascomycota, Sordariomycetes, Hypocreales, Nectriaceae.